AGUCCAUCACUGUCAGCACCAGCAUGUCUUACAGCGUGACCCUGACCGGGCCUGGGCCCUGGGGCUUCCGUCUACAGGGGGGCAAGGACUUCAACAUGCCGCUCACUAUCUCCCGGAUCACACCCGGCAGCAAGGCGGCCCAGUCCCAGCUCAGCCAGGGUGACCUCGUGGUAGCCAUCGACGGCGUCAACACAGAUACCAUGACUCAUCUGGAGGCCCAGAACAAGAUCAAGUCUGCCAGCUACAACCUGAGUCUCACACUGCAGAAGUCAAAGCGACCAGCUCCCAUCUCCAUGGCAACACCUCCAAUCCAGUCCCCUCUGCCGGUGAUCCCCCACCAGAAGGUGGUAGCCAACUCUCCAGCCAAUGCUGACUACCAGGAACGCUUCAACCCAAACGCCCUGAAGGACUCGGCCCUGUCCACCCACAAACCCAUCGAGGUGAAGGGGCUGGGCGGCAAGGCCACCAUCAUCCACGCGCAAUACAACACCCCCAUCAGCAUGUACUCCCAGGACGCCAUCAUGGAUGCCAUCGCAGGGCAGGCCCAGGCCCAGGGCAGUGACUUCAGUGGGAGCCUUCCUGUUAAAGACCUUGCUGUGGACAGUGCCUCUCCUGUGUAUCAGGCUGUGAUUAAGAACCAGAACAAGCCAGAAGAUGAGGCUGAUGAGUGGGCCCGCCGCUCCUCCAACCUUCAGUCUCGCUCUUUCCGCAUCCUGGCCCAGAUGACAGGGACAGAAUACAUGCAAGACCCUGAUGAAGAAGCUUUGCGAAGGUCAAGCACCCCUAUUGAGCAUGCUCCAGUGUGCACCAGCCAGGCCACCACCCUGCUGCUGCCUGCUUCUGCCCCGUCGCCUGCUGCUGCCUCUCCCAGCGCAGCCUUGCUGCAACCCCUGGCUGCAACCACUGCCCACGCUACUACUGCCUCUGCCACGGCCCUUGCUUCCAGCCGUGCAGGAAGUCCAAGGCCCCAGGCCUCUGCUUACAGUACCACCAAGGCAACCUCUCCAGCACCUGCUGCCCACACAUACACCGAAGCCCCAGCUGCCCCUGCACCCAAGCCUCGGGUCGUCACCACUGCCAGCAUUCGGCCUUCUGUCUACCAGCCAGUGCCUGCAUCUACCUACAGCCCAUCCCCGGGGGCCAAUUACAGUCCAACUCCCUAUAACCCCUCCCCUGCCCCUGCCUAUACCCCCUCCCCUGCCCCUGCCUAUACUCCCUCCCCUGCCCCUACCUUCUCCCCCUCCCCUGCCCCCACCUACUCCCCCUCUCCAGCACCAGCCUAUACCCCAUCACCUGCCCCAAGCUAUAACCCUGCUUCAUCAGUGGCCUACAGUGGAGGCCCUACUGAAUCUGCCAGCCGCCCCCCUUGGGUGACAGAUGACAACUUUUCUCAGAAGUUUGCCCCUGGCAAGAGCACCACCACCCUCAGCAAGCAGUCUCUGCCUGGAGGGACCCCUGCCUAUACCCCAGGUUCCCAGGUGUCCCCUCUUGCUAGGGGUACCUUCCAAAGGGCUGAGCGCUUCCCAGCCAGCAGCCGGACCCCGCUCUGUGGCCACUGCAACAAUGUCAUCCGGGGCCCCUUUCUGGUAGCUAUGGGCCGCUCCUGGCACCCAGAAGAGUUCAACUGUGCCUACUGCAAGUCCUCCCUGGCAGACGUAUGCUUUGUGGAGGAGCAGAACAACGUUUACUGUGAGCGGUGUUAUGAGCAGUUCUUUGCCCCAACCUGUGCCAAGUGCAACACCAAAAUCAUGGGGGAAGUGAUGCAUGCCCUGAAACAGACGUGGCACACCACUUGCUUCAUCUGUGCAGCCUGCAAGAAGCCCUUUGGGAAUAGCCUCUUCCACAUGGAAGAUGGGGAGCCCUACUGUGAGAAAGACUAUGUCAACCUGUUCAGCACCAAGUGUCACGGCUGCGAUUUCCCUGUGGAGGCUGGUGACAAGUUUAUUGAAGCCCUGGGGCAUACCUGGCAUGACACCUGCUUCAUUUGUGCUGUAUGCCAUGUGAAUCUGGAGGGGCAGCCAUUCUACUCCAAGAAGGACAAACCCCUGUGCAAGAAGCACGCGCAUGCCAUCAAUGUGUAGGGAGCCUGGGGCACCUGAUGUGGACAGGCAGGAGCUGCUCCUGCCUCUGGCAACAAAGGAUUCAAGAAGGCUGAUGUUUCUUUUUGGAGGAAAGAGGGAAGACAGGAAGCAACUGAGCUCUUUUGAAGUAUAAUUUUAGUCCUUUCUUCUAUACACAGAUUGUGUAUUUGCAUAGUUCAGACUAGAAGCCAAAUGAAGAUUCCUAAACCAAGUUAGUAAUUAAUCCAAGACUGGAAUUGUACUUUCAGACAUUUAGGACAGAAUUCCAAGAACUCAAAAGUGAAAAACAAAAAGUAACUUUCCCAAAGUGAUAUACUUCCCGAAGUCAGCAGAGCAGGGACCGAGCUCAGGGCAGUCAGGGAGAAUCUGAAGCAUUCUGUGGAAUUCUCUAGAGCCCUUCUGACAAGUGAAAUAAAGUGCCAAACAGUCUGUGCUGCAGGGUAUUUUUAGCGCCAGAGUUGAGAGAUUGUUAGCUCAGAUCAAUGGGGCUUUCCUCACCAAAAAAAGAAGUAUUAUUCCAUUACUAGUGUCAGGGAGCUACCUCCGAGCAUCAAGACUUCAGUCCUUGAACAGAGUUGAACAUUCUAAAGGGAGCCCAGACAUGCAGAAUGAUGUCUUCUGGGAGCCAAUGGGCAAUUGACUUGGCUUCCGGGAGGGCUCUGGCUCAUGCUGCUGACAGCUGCCCUCUUUCAGACCGAAAUAUCCAAUGUCCCAGAAGGCUUACCUCCUUUUUGAAUUGCUACAGGAAAGUGAAAUUGGAUUUUUCCAGUUUUGCUUUGCUGUGUGUGAGAAAUGAUUAUGAAAUGACUCUGGCUUCUGUUUGGUCUUUGUUUUGCUUUAUGAGGUUCGUUAGCAUGAAUGUCCAGUCAUAUAUUUUGCUCCCAGUCCUAUGCUCACUUAUGAAGUCUUCCUCAGCACUGCUUCACCAACAGGCUUAGUGACCUGUGAAAAAGAAGAGACAGUGUCUGACACAGGAUGGCAGCAUAGGCUGAGAACAUACCCAAACUCUGGGUGGGGAAGAGGAAACUUAAAUUCUGCCAACCUCAGUCAAAAUGCAUGAAUUGGCGGGACCUCCCACUUUAGAUCAGCCCCAUCCUUCUCAUAUGUUCCUUUAAAUAUAGCACACUGGUUAUGUAUCAUUCAUUGUGUUGACUGCUGGAAGGAAAAGAUGGACUGAUAUAUACUCAUUUGCUAUUUUGACCAAUAUUUUGAAAAUAUAUCAACUGGGUUGAUCUAGCAAUUAUUUAAGUAUUUACUGUAAUAGACUUGGGUCUUCUCACUUUUUUAAAAUAUUAGUGUGAGUAUGUGUUACGUAAGCAUUUUGAAGAUGUUCGGGGAUAAAAAGAGAAGCUUUAGUUUCUGAGGUUGGAAAUGAUAUAUAGUCUCUUUCCCUUUCAGGAAACACUGUUAUUAUGCUCAUUGAACAUGGCAUUGAAGUAAGCAGUUUGAGUGGAUGUUUCUCACUUGAGCACAAUAGUUAGGCACUCUCCCAACUUACUGCUACUCUCUUCUCACUCCUGUUUUGGAUUUUCUCUUUGCACGCUUGAAAUCUUUUAUGAGAAUGCAUUAGAACACUUUUUCGUCUGAGAACUGAGCUUCCAGAGGACUGCCAUAGGUCCCUUUCUACCUGCAUAGGUCCCUUUUCCCCAAGGGAGAAGGAAGCAGCUAGAUGUGUCCCUAGCAAAAAGACUGUUUCUUUCCAAGGGUAAAGCCACCAGAUCAAAAUGUGCUCCUGCCACAGGCCCUUAUUUAACUUGGUGCUGUGAGAAAGUGAAUAUAAAGCACCAGGCGGGGUAAAAUCUGUGUGAAGUGCCUGGAGAUUUUUCAGGAGUUGCACACAAGUACCUUGGAGCAUUCUGCUAUUUUUGGAAAGUUAAAAAAUGCAGGGACAAGGAGGUUGCUGACUGUACAGAAAGGCUCUAAGCAGGUUUUCUCUUUAAAAAGAAAAGAACCAAAACUAUUAAAUGAUCAGGGACUGGUCAUAAGGAAAGGUGAAAAGUUCCCUAGAGUUAAGUUUCCAAAAAUAUCUUUUAAAAAGGGUCUUUACACACACACACACACACACACACACACACAAAAUCAUUAAAAAGUAUGUGAUCAUUAAAAAGAAAAGUGAAAUAUCUCAAAGUAGAACUUCAUCAUAGUCAUUUAUUGGAUUAGAACUAGAGCUAGUCAGAGUUAGUGUAGAUUCUGAAGGACUCUAUUAUUUACCAAAACACCAAGCAAACAAAAAAUUGUUUUAAAGGUAGCGGGGAAAGGAGGUAGUUCUAAAUAUGGUUCUCUCCGUGUUUUUAAGUUUGGCAUGGCAUCAGGAUUAAGGCCAUUUCUAGUUCAAGCUAACAUCAUGGAUGGCCUGCAACACCAAACAGUUUUUAAUAGUUCAUGGUGGGGAGUACACUUUGGAUCUACGGAUCUUGUCUCCUUAUUGCUGACAUUUAUUUAACCUUUAUAAACAUUAACUUUUUGCACCUGAGUGACUUGUAUUUGCAGUGUUUGUGUUAGGAAUCUAGCUUUUAUAAUGUUAACUUUUCAACCCAUGUACUUUUGCUUUGGGAUUUUUUAAAAAUUUUACGAUUUUAGAAGUGGAAUAUAGUGUGUUAGAGGUGUGCAAAAGUAUUUCGCAUGUUUUUCUUUUUUUUGCCCAUGUGGAUUUUACUUUUUAGCAAAAUAAAACCCAAAAAAGACUGUGCAAAUACAGUUUUCUGUGUAGUUUUUUCAUGUGACACCAAAAGUAGGUUUUCUCUAUAUGGCCAUCAAUAAAGUUCAAGAGAAAACAAAAUGCCCUGUGGAGAAGAAACACAUACAGCGCACUUGCUCUGUUGGCUGUGUGGCCUAGAGGCAUUUUUAUGUGAAUAAUACAUAUAAUGCAUACAAAGGGAUUUUCCAGGUAAAUAAUAAACUGAAGAC
Pteronotus mesoamericanus is the source of this 4988-nucleotide messenger RNA. RefSeq names its product LIM domain binding 3 (gene LDB3). The transcript is spliced from 14 exons. Gene Ontology annotation, biological process: actin cytoskeleton organization; muscle structure development; heart development. Gene Ontology annotation, cellular component: stress fiber; filamentous actin; Z disc. NCBI's taxonomy places the organism in Eukaryota, Metazoa, Chordata, Mammalia, Chiroptera, Mormoopidae. Gene Ontology annotation, molecular function: muscle alpha-actinin binding; actin binding. Bases 24 to 2081 code for a protein of 685 amino acids. The record is from RefSeq and is a predicted model, not a curated record.